CGCAACGGACAAGAAACAUCGUCACGGACACGAGUGACCAGAAUGGCUGUACAUGCAGGUACCGGUAAGUUCAGCGACCAAAACCCUGCAGCCACCACCCCGAGAAAAGAAAGAAGCAAUCAGAUACCAACAGCAAGGGUACUAGUAGCUACUGUAGAUAUCCACAUGCUGAAUAAUCCAAGGUGACGACAUAAGGAAUGCUAUAGAGACUUGGCUGUAGAAUAGAGAGGGUUCCCAAGGCAUUCUAUCCGAGAGGAGAAAGACUGGCAGCAAGCAAGCUGCUAGCUGGAAGAGUCAAGGACACUAUAUCUGUUUUUGUUCUUUGUCAAGUGUUUGUUUGUUGCCUUGAGAGUUAGAUCUAGUUAGUUGAGUUAGUCGAAUCUAUUCAAACCGAAUAUCAAUCAUCUAUCUACCCUUAUGAGCCGCCCGAGUUUCCGCAACAAGAAUCGCAACAAUACGCCUUGGAAGACGGAUUCUGCGAGUGGUGCUGCCAGUGACGGAUCGAACGCGACGGGUAGAACGAUAACGCCAACAUCCUCGCAAGAAGACAACAACAACAACAACAACAAUAAUAACCGAAUGAACCCGGCAGCAUCGAGACGAGGCACGGGGUUAUCCAAGAGCGGCAGCUUUCGAUUCAGCACUCGAUCAACGGACGACCGAAAACCUUGGCUGGAUGCCGGCAAGAGUCCUCGAACCUUUGUAGACGAAGAAGAAGGAAAGGAACACAACGAAAGACGCACUAGUACGAAUAUGAGACGAACCACUUCCUCGGAACAAGCCAAUGUCCUACACGCCCCGACCCUGUCUCCCAAGAGUUCGUCCAAGCGAAAGGUAUUGACCAUGCCAUCGUCUCCCUUGCAGAGGAAAAAUCCGUUCGACGAUGCAUCCGAGGUUGUCAACCAUGCGGCACCCAACAAGAGUUUUGAUGACUUGUGGGAUGAAUCGGAACAUGCCGGUGCAGCAGACUCGGGCACUCCUCAUGCUCAUGUACUACUCAAUGAACCCAUGAUCAGUACGCCCAAGACACCCGCUUCAGCUGCGACUGCUUCUGCUGCUGCGAAAACACCACCAGCGGCACUAGCAACUCCCUCAAUGUCCACACCCAAACAACCACCCCAAAACAACAGCAGCAACAACAACAAGACUGAAAUUGAUACUAGUAGAUUCAUCAAGAAGGAUGUAGAUACUUCCAGCUUUGGGAAAAAGAAACAACAAGUCAAUACUCCAAAACAACAACAAGAGGAAAACACCCAAGUCGAUACCUCCAAAUUCAUCAAAACGGGAUCCAGAGCACCUCCCAAUACACCCAUCGAUGCCGUUUAUAGCGUAGGAGGCGCAGCAGCAGCAGCCGAAGAAAAGCCAAGAGCCAAUCCAAUACGGCAUCGACGCAAAUCUGCCAACAGUACUACCAACAACACUACAACCAAAGAAACAAAGACGGAAAAGGAAAAGUCCAAAAAGACCAAGGAGGCUGCCAAGGAAGAAAAGAAGAAGAAGAAAAAAGAAGCCAAAUCACCACCCUCCAAACCGCCACCCUCCAAAGGAGGACCCCCCGGAAAAGGAGGAGGACCACCGGGAAAAGGAGGACCCCCCGCCGCUCCCGCCAUCAAACCGGCUUCGGAAUACAAAAACAAGGACGAAGCCAUUGUCGGACUGGAAAAACAACUCGAUCGUGUCACUUUUUUGCAAAAACGACAAUUUGAUCAACUAUCCUCACUCAAAAAGAUGUUACUCUCGUCGCGAGCCAAGGAAAAGGAAACGACCAAAGCCAACGACAAGUUGCAAAAGAGCAUGGACAAGAACGAAAAGAAAAUGGAAAAACUAGAAAAGCAAUUGGAACAAUCACAAACAAAACUCAAACAUGCCGAACAACAAUCUACAUCAUCGUCCUUGUCAGUGGCGACGCCCAAGAGGAACAAUACAGCGGCGGCUGUCGCUGCCACGGCGGCGGUGACUUCUGGCGUGUCGGCAGCGGAACUCCAAGAGAAAGACGACAAGAUUGCAGAGUUGGAACGAAAAUUGGAAGAAAUGACACGGCAGCAAGAAGAAGCGCAACAAACCAAGCAAGCCGAAGUGGAAACGCAAGUGCAAGAGAAGGAUGCCAAAAUUGCAGAGCUGGAACAAAGAUUACAGGAUCUCGACGCCAAAGACAAGGAGAUUUCGGAACAAGCCGACAAUUUUAGGGCUAUUUACGAAAGCAAAAUGAUCAAGAAAGCCGAGUUGAUUAGCAGUCUCCACGAAGAAAUUGAGGAGAUGCGAGUACAACUCACCACGGCCAACUCGUCCAUUGAGCAAUUGGAAGAAGAACGCAAUUACAGCCGCGCCAAAAUGGCAGAAUUGAACGACAUGGUUUCCUCCAAGGGUGGACUUUCCAACAAGGAGCAAGAGUUGAUAGAUCGAGCCGCCGAGAUUUCCAACCUCACAUCAAAACUCAAUGUCGCAGAGGGAAAAGUCCAGGAUCGGGACAGCAAGAUCUACAAGUUGGAGGACGAUGUCAAGGGAGUCUUCACUUUGGCACAACAGUUGUGCGAUGCCUUUGUCGGUGACGAUGAGGACAAAAAGAGUCAGCAACGGUUGUUAUUGGAGUCAUCGGAAUCACCGGCUCAAUCGAGUCAGUUGCUCCUCAUGAACAUGAUGAAUAUGUUGGAUGUACUCAAAACCAAAGUGGAUGUGCUGCAAAAGGAACGAGACGACAUGAAUGCCAAGGCAGCCGAUCGAGGAAUUCAACUGGCAGAAAGUCAUAUUCGAGUGGAUAAACUGAGAACCGAAUUGAGGCGCAUGCGGGCAGAGCGGGAACGAGAACGAGCUGGCAGAGGAGGCGGUAGAGGUCGCGGACCACCUCCCAAUGGUGCUGGACCUCCCCCACCCGCUGCCAGGCAUGGUAGCCAUACCGCAGGUCCGGACGGUGCCCUUCCACUACCACCACACCAAGGGCAAAACUCGACCUCACCCACGGGUGGUCGUUGGUUGUCCAAUGGGCCACCACCGACCCAAAACAAUCUUCGCAAUAAGUCCUCUGAUAACCUGAAAGGGCGAAUGGUCGACGCCAGUGAACGAAGCAGCAACACGGCACCUGUCGCGACAACACCGACGCAACGACCUUCUCGUUUCAUGAGUUUUCUCAAAGGCAAUCUGACGCAGGAAGUGGGCCCCGAACCAUCCAAGGAUGCGUCGCCGCCCCUGAUAGUGCAGACGUAAGACAAGAGGAGAACUUGGGGGGUUGUAGUGAUGAUGAUGAUGCGGUGGGAAGCAAAACUCGCUCUGUGGAAUCUUUCGUGGAUUGCCGUGUUGCAAUCAACAUUGUGUGUGUGUUGUUACAACAAUGCAUGGGGGUGCGGGUGCAAAAAGUGAUGGCAUUAGUGAUAGAACUGAAAUUUUUAAAGGUUGUGGAUCGGUACAUUACUGGUCCUGUAGCUACCUGUUCAUUUGAAGCUGUGUGACAUGUUGGAUCUGGGA
Seminavis robusta is the source of this 3459-nucleotide messenger RNA. The record is from the annotation of a GenBank genome assembly. NCBI's taxonomy places the organism in Eukaryota, Bacillariophyta, Bacillariophyceae, Naviculales, Naviculaceae.